Rhopilema esculentum is the source of this 1745-nucleotide messenger RNA. Its product is annotated as sideroflexin-2. Lineage: Eukaryota; Metazoa; Cnidaria; Scyphozoa; Rhizostomeae; Rhizostomatidae. Gene Ontology annotation, molecular function: monoatomic ion transmembrane transporter activity. Gene Ontology annotation, cellular component: mitochondrial inner membrane. The record is from RefSeq and is a predicted model, not a curated record. Gene Ontology annotation, biological process: monoatomic ion transport; serine import into mitochondrion.
AAGAAAACACAACUUGUAUCUAAACAUAACAUAAAGAAGUAAAUGAGAACAAUACAAAAUCUAAAAGCAGAUAUAUCGCAGUGCAAGCUUGAGGGUCACAAGACCAGACCAGUGACGUAGCGUGACUUUUUCAACUGGGUAUUCUCUAUUAAAGAAGAGGUUGGGGCAGGGUGUGGCUUGGUGGGGCUUGGUAAAAAUAAGGAAAUAAUAGGAAGAUUAAAAGGACUAGCUAUUGACAUUUUAUUUAAUUUUCUUGUUGGUUCGGUUGGCAAGUACCGCACUAUCAAGACGUUAUGAAUUGCUUUUGAUGGAAUGGCUUGCCAUGGCUGCUGCUAUAAGAGCAGAAAGGAUUGAUGUUGAUUUGCCAAAAUGGGAUCAGUCAACAUUUCUGGGAAGGCUAAAGCACUUUUUUAGUAUAACAGAUCCAAGGACUGCACUUUGCAGUGAGACUGAUUUGGAUAAUGCAAGCAAGCUACUAAGUCAGUACAGAAUUGGCACUGAACCCCCUGGCACAACAGAAGAGCAGAUUCGAUAUGCUCAAAAACUUUAUCUAUCAGCUUUCCACCCAGACACGGGUGACAAAAUGAAUGUAGUUGGUAGAAUGUCCUUUCAAGUUCCAGGAGGUAUGCUCAUCACUGGGUGCUUGUUACAGUUUUACAAGACAGUACCUCAAGUUGUUUUUUGGCAAUGGGUGAAUCAAUCGUUCAAUGCCUUUGUAAAUUAUACCAAUAGAAAUGCAAAAUCUGAUGUUACAAACAAACAAAUUGGAGUUGCGUAUGCCUCUGCAACAACAACAGCAACUAUUGUUUCAGUAGCUUUAAAUUCUUUAACAAGGGCUGCUCCUCCUCUGAUUGCCAGAUUUGUCCCAUUUGCUGCUGUAGCUUCGGCAAACUGUGUCAACAUUCCACUGAUGAGGCAACGGGAACUUACAAAUGGUAUUGCAGUUUAUGAUGAAAACGGGGAAUUUAUUGGACAUUCAAAAAGAGCAGCAGUAAAAGGCAUAACGCAAGUUGUUACUUCGAGGAUAACAAUGGCUGCUCCUGGAAUGUUAAUAAUUCCGAUAAUAAUGGAGAAGCUAGAGAAAUAUCGUUUUAUGCAGCGAAUUAGAAUAUUACAUGCUCCAAUCCAGAUUCUGAUGUGCGGUGUUUCAUUGGUUUUCAUGGUACCUAUUGGUUGUGCAAUGUUCCCACAAAAAUGCUCAUUAUCAGUGGAUCACCUUGAACCAGAAAUGAGGCUCAUUUUUGAAGAAAAAACUGGACACAAGCAUGGAAAAGUAUUCUUCAACAAGGGUCUCUAAAGUCAUUGAAGUCUGCUGGUUGCCAAUUUUUGUAUAAUCAGUGAUAUUGGAGGAUGUUUUUUAUAAUGAUGCAUGGGUGAUGUAUUUGCAAUUUGUAGUCGCAGUGAAGACAUAGAAAAGAAAUGGAAAUAAAUGACUGUGAAUUACUGCAACUUUGGAUUGCUAAAAUAGUAAAGUGCAAAAUUAAAAACAAAUUUUGAAUUUUGAUAACUGUGUGGCAGUUGGUAUGAUAUUUUAUUGUUACCUUAUUGUAUCAAUGCCUUAUUGUAGUGGUUCAAAACCAAAAUGUUAGUGGAUUGACAUUAACACUAUAAUAUGUAUUGUAAUCCCAUCGGGUGUUUUAUUCUAGUGAUAGUGAAGGAAAGUUUCAUAUUUUUAUAUGAAUGUCAAUGUAUUUUGUAGGCAGCAUUAUAUUAAUAUCAAAAUGUUUCCUCUACAAAACCUUGUU